GCUGUGGGGAGCAGCGCAGGCUUGCUGGCUGACAGAGACGCACCUUACUGCCACAAGCAAUUCAGUUGCCGUCCGGUGCAGAACUUUGAUUCGAAGGAAUAAGGAUAAAUCAUAUAUUUUUUUUUGUGCUGUGAUAUAAAACAAACAAAUUCAAAAUGGGCAAGGAUUUCGAUGCUAUGGGAUUCGUCAAGGACUUCGCUGCCGGAGGUAUCUCCGCAGCCGUCUCAAAGACUGCCGUCGCUCCCAUCGAGCGUGUGAAGCUGCUUCUGCAGGUUCAGCACAUCUCGAAACAAAUCAGCCCCGAUAAGCAAUACAAGGGUAUGGUUGAUUGCUUUAUCCGCAUUCCAAAGGAACAGGGUUUCAGCUCGUUCUGGCGUGGUAACUUGGCCAAUGUCAUCAGAUACUUCCCAACCCAGGCCCUGAACUUUGCCUUCAAGGACAAGUACAAGCAGGUCUUCCUGGGUGGUGUUGACAAGAACACCCAGUUCUGGCGUUACUUCAUGGGUAACCUGGCCUCCGGCGGUGCUGCUGGUGCCACCUCUCUGUGCUUUGUCUAUCCCUUGGACUUUGCCCGUACUCGCUUGGCUGCUGAUACUGGCAAGGGUGGACAGCGUGAAUUCACCGGUCUGGGCAACUGCUUGACCAAGAUCUUCAAGAGUGACGGCCUCGUUGGAUUGUACCGCGGCUUCGGUGUGUCUGUGCAGGGUAUCAUCAUCUACCGUGCCGCAUACUUCGGCUUCUACGAUACCGCUCGCGGCAUGUUGCCCGACCCCAAGAACACACCCAUCUACAUCAGCUGGGCCAUCGCCCAGUGUGUGACAACCGUCGCUGGUAUUGUGUCCUAUCCAUUCGAUACCGUGCGUCGUCGCAUGAUGAUGCAGUCUGGUCGCAAGGCCACCGAGAUCAUCUACAAGAACACAAUUCACUGCUGGGGCACCAUCGCCAAGCAGGAAGGUACUGGUGCCUUCUUCAAGGGCGCCUUCUCCAACGUUCUCAGAGGCACUGGCGGUGCUUUCGUGCUUGUGUUGUACGAUGAGAUCAAGAAGGUCUUGUAAAUUAAAUUAUUAAAUUAUUCAACCAACAAAAUACAACAACAAACAACAUACAAACAAAACAACAACAACAAACAAAACACUACCAGCUAAUUAUAUUAGAUAAACUGAACAGAGAAGAGAACAGAGUUUGAUCUGCAAAACAACAUCUAGCCAGAACACCGGCAAGCAGUAACCCUUUUCCUUCCUGCCCCUCGCCACCCCCCACCCCAAAAUAUAAUUACGAAAUUAUAUGAUAUAGAAUAACUGGGAUAAAAUAAUUGAUAAUUGAACGAUGGCCAGAAUCAAUAGAACACCAACAGCAGCAACAACAACAGCAGAAGCAGAAGCAA
Drosophila subobscura is the source of this 1384-nucleotide messenger RNA. RefSeq names its product ADP,ATP carrier protein. The coding region runs from base 156 to 1055 and encodes 299 amino acids. Lineage: Eukaryota; Metazoa; Arthropoda; Insecta; Diptera; Drosophilidae. Gene Ontology annotation, cellular component: mitochondrial inner membrane. The transcript is spliced from 4 exons. Gene Ontology annotation, molecular function: ATP:ADP antiporter activity. Gene Ontology annotation, biological process: mitochondrial ATP transmembrane transport; mitochondrial ADP transmembrane transport. The record is from RefSeq and is a predicted model, not a curated record.